UUGUUUUCCCAAUUAAACCACCUUAUUAUACAUGGCUAUAAUAACUUAUCAUUAUUCCUUUCUUAACUUUGACCAUUACCCAAAAACGAAAAACAAAAUCCCUUCCAUUUAACUAUUCACUUCCAAAAUUUCCUUUCCUAAUUCAAACCGAUCCUUCUAUAAAAACCCCACAAUUUCUUCCCCCAAAUCAAACCCAAUAUUUCAAUCAAAGAUCAUCAUACAAUCAAAUCAAACCAAAUCAAAAAAUGGCAAUGAAAAAAGAAGCAUCAGCCACUUCAUUAGCAGGACUCGACAUCGCCGGAGCAUUCUUCGCACCAAUCCAACAAGCAGCUCCACCAUCCCCAACCAAACGCCACAUUAAAAUCUCCAUCAUUGGCACCGGCAAUGUCGGAAUGGCCAUUGCUCAAACUCUCCUUACACAAGAUUUAGCCGACGAGCUUGCUCUUGUCGACGCUCUCCCCGACAAACUUCGCGGGGAGAUGCUCGAUUUACAGCACGCUGCCGCUUUUCUUCCCCGCACAAAGAUCGUCGCAUCCACGGACUAUUCCGUCACUGUGGCGUCUGAUCUUUGUAUUGUUACGGCUGGGGCUCGCCAGAUCUCAGGCGAAUCCCGACUUAAUCUUCUUCAAAGAAAUGUUAAUUUGUUUAAGAAGAUUAUCCCUCCUUUGGUUAAAUUCUCUCCUGAUGCUAUUUUGAUGAUUGUUUCUAAUCCUGUUGAUAUUUUGACUUAUAUUGCUUGGAAGUUGUCUGGGUUUCCUUCUAAUCGGGUUAUUGGGUCGGGUACUAAUCUUGAUUCUUCCCGGUUUCGGUUCUUGAUUGCUGAUCAUCUUGAUGUUAAUGCCCAGGAUGUUCAGGCAUACAUAAUUGGAGAACACGGAGAUAGCUCGGUAGCGCUAUGGUCAAGUAUAAGCGUAGGAGGCGUACCAAUUUUGAGCUUCUUAGAGAAGCGACAAAUUGCGUACGAAAAAGAAACCCUUACGCACAUCCACAAGGAAGUUAUAAACUGUGCCUACGAGGUGAUCCAGCUUAAGGGCUACACUUCCUGGGCCGUUGGUUACUCGGUUGCCAGCUUGGCUCGAUCCAUACUUCGAGAUCAACGAAGCAUUCAUCCAGUUUCAGUUCUAGCUAAGGGGUUCCAUGACAUUGAUGAUGGAGAAGUAUUCCUCAGCUUGCCUGCUCAGCUCGGAAGAGGAGGAGUCUUAGGAGUCAUUAAUGUUCCAAUCACUGAGGAAGAAACUAACCAUCUUAAGAAAAGUGCUCGUACUAUUUUGGAAUUGCAAAAUCAGCUUGGUGUUUAGUUUACUUCACCUUUCUUGAUUAAUUAUUAUGAUUAUCGCAAAUUCACGUCAGAGAGAGAUAGUUUUAGAGAGAAUUUCUAAUUCAGCAAGUUUAUUAUUAUUUUUUUAUUUAAUUAAGUUUUAAUAAGUUGUACGUGAAAGAUCUCUCAAAAUACUAGUUGUAUGAUUAUAUAUCUAGUUUUAACAUUUUAUUGUUUCUGUUUUA
Molecule: messenger RNA, 1503 nt
Organism: Amaranthus tricolor (Joseph's coat)
Lineage: Eukaryota; Viridiplantae; Streptophyta; Magnoliopsida; Caryophyllales; Amaranthaceae
Product: L-lactate dehydrogenase B-like
Exons: 2
Coding region: 246-1298 (350 amino acids)
Biological process (GO): carboxylic acid metabolic process
Cellular component (GO): cytoplasm
Molecular function (GO): L-lactate dehydrogenase (NAD+) activity
Source: RefSeq, a predicted model, not a curated record